Nelumbo nucifera (sacred lotus) is the source of this 3094-nucleotide messenger RNA. RefSeq names its product phosphatidylinositol 4-kinase gamma 7. Lineage: Eukaryota; Viridiplantae; Streptophyta; Magnoliopsida; Proteales; Nelumbonaceae. The record is from RefSeq and is a predicted model, not a curated record.
CUCCCCACCCCCCAAAUGGGUUCAUGACUCUUUAUCUCUCUACCUUCCUUUACUCGAGACCAGACAGUGUUGAAAAAUUAAAAGAGUAGACGGAAGAGAAAGCGAGAAGAGCUUAAUUUUUUAUUUGGGCUUGGACAAGAGGCAGUCGAUCGAGUAUUAGCCACUCAUAACCUUCUGCUUCUCGAAUCCAAGCCGUUGCCCGUUUGUCUUCGGUCUUUAUCAUCCUUGGUACGACAUCGAGGCUCUGGUGGGUGUUCUUCGCCUACGAGCUCAACUCCUGUUAUCUUGCUUCUAGGUCUCUCAAAUCCGAUUUUUGCCUCUUCUGCUUUGCCUACCGAAAAUGGUUUCUCCGAUGUAGCAACAUUAUUUCUAUCCUAGUAUAUAGCGCUUUCUGUUCUGAUGUGAUAAUUACAGAGAAGAUUCAAAUUCCAGCCAGUUGAUUAAUGAUUGUUUGGAAAAUACGCAUCUAUCUCAUUCGUUCUGUGUCAGCAAUCGAGUUUGGCGCCUGCUUGAGAGAGAGGAAGCUCUCUGUCGACGCCACCUCUGCAGCUGGCCUUGAAAACUGCUGGCUCUCUCCUUCCUUCUAUGUCUCCUAACUUGGAUAGCCCUGUUCGUACCCAGAUGGCAGUAGCAGUAUUAAACAGUCCCAUCAGCGGGGAAUACCAUAGGAGCAAGAUAUUGGAGGGAAAAUCAUCUGGGAGGAGGCGAGUCUUUGUCCAAACUGAUACUGGUUGUGUUUUGGGGCUGGAGUUGGAUCGAAGUGACAAUGUUCAUACUGUAAAAAGAAGGUUGCAGAUUGCCCUUAAUGUUCCAACAGAGGAGAGCUCGUUGACAUUUGGGGAUCUGGUUCUGAAGAAUGAUCUUAGUGCUGUCCGGAAUGAUUCACCUCUUUUAUUGACAAGGAACCUCCUGCAAAGAAGCUCAUCGACUCCAUGCCUCUCACCAACUGGGAAGGAUCUCCAGCAGAAGGAUCCAAGUGCUCUGAUUGAGAUAUUGGGGCGCUCGAGCAGAUUUUCUAGACCAAAACAACUGGUGAAGGACAUUGUAAAGGCAAUAAAGAAAGGUGUUGAUCCAAUUCCUGUGCAUAGUGGUCUUGGAGGUGCUUACUAUUUUAGAAACAGUCAAGGAGAGAGUGUUGCAAUUGUAAAGCCAACAGAUGAAGAACCUUUUGCGCCAAACAACCCAAAGGGCUUUGUUGGUAAGGCCCUUGGGCAGCCUGGCUUAAAACGUUCUGUGCGGGUUGGGGAGACAGGGUUCCGGGAAGUUGCAGCUUACCUUCUUGACUAUGAUCAUUUUGCCAAUGUGCCCCCGACUGCCCUUGUGAAGAUUACACACACAAUUUUCAAUGUCAAUGAUGGUGUAAAUGGAAGCAAGCCUCAUGAUAGAAAACAAGUUAGCAAAAUUGCAUCUUUCCAGCAGUUUAUUCCUCAUGACUUUGAUGCCAGCGAUCAUGGGACAUCAAGCUUCCCUGUUGCUGCUGUGCAUAGGAUAGGGAUUUUAGAUAUUAGAAUCUUCAAUACAGACAGACAUGCUGGAAAUCUUCUUGUGAGGAAGCUUGAUGGGGUUGGGAGAUUUGGUCAGGUAGAGCUCAUUCCCAUUGAUCAUGGACUUUGCCUGCCAGAGAGCCUUGAGGACCCAUACUUUGAGUGGAUUCAUUGGCCUCAAGCUUCAAUUCCUUUCUCCGAGGAUGAACUUGAGUAUAUAAAACAGCUUGAUCCAGUUAAGGAUUCUGACAUGCUGCGGAUGGAGCUACCCAUGAUACGGGAGGCAUGCCUUAGGGUUUUGGUUCUCUGCACUGUUUUCCUCAAGGAAGCAGCAGCUUAUGGUCUCUGUCUUUCUGAGAUUGGGGAAAUGAUGAGCAGAGAGUUUCGGAGCCGUGAAGAGGAGCCAAGCGAGCUUGAGCUUGUGUGCAUUGAGGCAAGGAGGUUGAUAGCAGUAGAGAAGGAAGUUUCCUCUCAUUCUGAAGCAGGAGAUGAAGAGGAUAUCCAGUUUGAUAUAGAUUGCGAUGUAGCAGAGGUGGACUCCACGCCCAAAGUGGCAUAUGAUUUCAUGACUAAAAUGCCAUUUCAUGUUGGGUUCAGAGGUGGGAAUGGCCGAAACCUACUAUCCAAAGUAGAGGAGUGCAUCGAGGAGGAAGAGAGUGAGGGGGAAGAGGAGCCAGUGAGGAGGAAGGAAUUUGCAACCCCGCUGGCUCUGAAUCGGCCUCCUACCAUCUCUAAGCUGUCCAUGUCACUGAAAAACAUUGGUCUAGGUGAGAAGAAUCCUUUCUACCGAAAUGCAAAGCCCGAAGGCACUUCAGCAAACAGGAGUGCAAAUGAGCAGCUGCCUGCAAGUGUAAGUUUUGUGAAGCUGGCCGACAUGAAUGAUGAGGAGUGGACACUAUUUCUUGAGAAGUUCCAGGAGCUGCUGCACCCAGCAUUUGCAAGCCGGAGAUCAGUGAGCCUUGGGCAGAGGCUUGGGACGUCGUGCCAGUUUUGAGGCAGUUGUGUGUCUGUGAAUGUAGAAAAGAGAGACGGGAGAAGAAUAAGAGUUGGAAGUUGUGGAGGCAAGUGUCUGUAGGUAGGGUCUGAUUUUUAGUUUUUUCCUCCCGGAAGAAAGUAUUGUAUUUGGGAGUGUCGGUAGUGGCAGAUGGAGGAGGAACAGUUGUAAAUAUUGUUAGAACCCGGACGAUGAAAAUCAUCAAUUGUCGUCAGCUUUGAGUGAAGCAGCAAGGAUGAUUUCUCCUUGUUCCUUUUUUUUUUGUAAAGUUUUAUAUUCUCUUUUCUUUCAUUUCUUGUUCGCUGUUAGCAGAUGAAUGAAUUCCCCCUCACAGCGUGCCCCAUGUACAUUUCUCAACAUGCAUUGAGAACAUCUCCCAUACUUGUCUCUGUGGGAUGCGCUUUGUGAAAAUCCCCAUCUGAAUGAGAGAGAGAGGACACACAACCCUAAAUCAGUUAGUGUUUGGAGUGGCAUCAGUUUUAGGCUCUCUCUCUCUCUCUCUCUUCACGGAGUCAUUGUUUGUAAUGUGACUUUAGGGACUUGAUUGUUAGAUGAAUUGUGGGAUGCUUUUGGUUUAUUGAAGUUUGAAAUUAUCCAACAUGGUCAGAAUUCCCUA